Messenger RNA from Leptinotarsa decemlineata (Colorado potato beetle), 7394 nucleotides. RefSeq names its product proton-coupled amino acid transporter-like protein pathetic. Gene Ontology annotation, biological process: amino acid transmembrane transport. Gene Ontology annotation, cellular component: vacuolar membrane. Gene Ontology annotation, molecular function: L-amino acid transmembrane transporter activity. NCBI's taxonomy places the organism in Eukaryota, Metazoa, Arthropoda, Insecta, Coleoptera, Chrysomelidae. The record is from RefSeq and is a predicted model, not a curated record.
GUUCACCUCCAAUACAAUGAUAAAUACAAGAAAACAACAUGCAAAUACUAUAUUUAUUAAUAUUAUCUUACCAAGUAUUAUUCUACGUAGCAUUAUGGAUGGAUUUCAAUAACUGUUUUUUAAAAAUACUUAAAGAUGGACUAGAUUGAAAUACAUUUGGUAAUUUAUUGUAUGCAUCAAUCCCUUUGAAAAAUAAAGAAUUCAUGGUACUUCUCCUAUUUGUUCUGCAUGCAAAUUUGUAUGAUUUCUUGUGGCAUAUUUGUGCACUUCUAAAUUUAGACAGACGAAUUCUGAAAAAUAUGAAGGUGAUAAGUUAUUCAGAAGUUCAUAUAUAAAUGUCACAGUUGAGUAAUACAACCGUAAAGAAACUGGUAGCCACCGCUAAGUUUGUAAUAUGAUUCCGAUUUCAGUGAAUCUAUUCACUUUUAGAACAAUUCGCAAAUCGCGAUUUUGAAGUUUUUGUAAUUGAGGUGUUUAAUUUAGAUUAAAUAAGAAAAUAAUAGAAGCACAGUAAUCAAAAUGUGGUUGGAUAAUCGCAUUGUAUUUUUUACUGAGUGGAUAAAUUACCAGAAAUUCUUGCCAAAUAUAGUUUUUUAGAUAUUUUUUACAUAUAUAAUUGAGAUGGUUGCCAAAAAGUUAUAAAUUAUCUAACUGGAAGUCAAGAUAUUUGAUACAUUAUACAAUUUCAAUGUUUUCAUUAUCGAUUUGUAGAUUUACUUCAUUUAAAUCAAGGUUGUUCCAUUUAUAUUUUGUUGUCAUUCCUUUAGUUUUCAUUUUAUUCAGUUUCAAUUCAUUUGCCAUGAGGUACUCAUUUACAUCCUUUAAUGCGACAUUCAUUUUAUCAAUAGCUUCAUCUAAGCGUGUAUCUUAGCAUGCCAAUAAUAUAUCAUCUGCAAAUAAAUUUACAAAAUCAACAUUUAUAAACAAGUUUAUGUCAUUCAAGUAUAAGAUAAAAAGCAGUGGUCCUAAAACGCUACCCUGCGGCACACCUAUAUGUAUAUCCAAUUCCUGUGAAAUAGUAUCUUGACUUUUUGCUUUCUAUGCCAUAACUUCUUAAUUUUAUUAGAAGAAUAUUACGGUCAAUUAUUUCAAAAGCCCUCUUCAAAUCAAGGAAAACAGCUACUACAAAUUUAUUUUCAUCAACUUCCUUUUUGAAUUUAGAUAAAAUGAGUUAUAAUGCGGAUUCACAUGAAUAUUUUUACGAAAUCCAGAUUCAUUAUUAAAUAAAAAUUUCAUUUUUUUCAACAUGAUCAAGUACGUGUUUAAGGAGUUAACAAUUAGACGUAAUUCAGUCAUUGUUAAUAUGUGAAACUCAGAAAAAUUAGGAUAUAGAUUAUAAUUAUUGAAUUUCCAAUCUUCAACAUUAUCUAUACUAUCAACAAUUUGCUGAAUACUAGUAAGGAAGUAGUAGUUAAAUUCAAUUACUAUUUCAGUUUUAUUGUUAACAAUAUACAUCUGGUUUGUUCAGUUGAAUUCUAUACAGUUUGAAAAGUGUUGGCAAGAUGGCCGUUAUCAAUUGUCAAAGUUUGGAAGUCCUUGAUGGAAGACCUUAUAUAUUUAGAUGAAAACUAUUAAUGAUCAUACCAUCUCCACAUAGGUAUCUUGAUUUAUUGAAUCUGAAAUUUCAUUCAGAAUGACUUGGCAAAAAAAAUACCUCCUGCAGCUGCCGAAUUGGAGGAACAUAAAUAUGAGAAAGUGAAGAUGAUAAAGCACCCUCUUCAGAAAGAGGAAUUUGAUGAGUAUUUUUCAGGUUUCAAACAGAGGUUAUUAAUUCAAGUGUGAACCAUAGUGACGCCAAAUAAGCAGUGCUCAAAAAAAAGAAUGGAUAGAAGAAGAAAAACCUUAGGUACAGAAACCAAUUGGAAAAAAGAAAUUAGUUUUAUUUAUGAUACCAAAACUACCAAUGAAAGUGAAAUAUUUGGAAGAAACUUCUUGUAUUUGAAAAUAACCCCCUCUGGAUUUUUUCAAAUGUUUUCUGGUGAUGAAUUAGUAACAAAUACAACUGAGGAGUCUAAUUUGCGCAAUAGGAUCGUAUAUGUACCGCUUAUUCUUUUCGAAGUAGUAGAUUAGAAAAGAGACAUUGAGUCAAAAUCAUUGAAUUUUUUGCUCAGAGAUGAUGAAACCUGGAGAGGGCUAUUAUUGUCCUGUUUCCAAAAUUUAUAAUUGUUCAAUUAUAUAGUACAAAAUGUAGGCACUUGAGGCGAUAUAUUCUCAUAAAUGAGGUUAGAAGUGAUCGCUCUUUGAGGACCUUUGUGUGAAUUUUGAUUCCAAAAUAAGGAACACACAUGAAACAUUUUUAUCAUUUCAAAUAACUGAUCUGGUGCUCAGAUAUCUCAAACAGUGAGAUAAAUUCCUCAAAACUGUUUUAACUUCAAAAUAUUCAAAUUUGAUAACAACAUAUUAUUUGAACUCGACUUGUACUUGAAUUAGAAUACCUAAUUCCUCCCAAACGCUAAUGUAGGUAUCUUAUGAACAUUCAGAAAACUACAACCAUAAAUGAUCAUCAAUAAUAAUACUCCAGUAAUGAUGAAUUAUCAACAAAAAUAGAAAAAUUACUUCAAAUUUAUAUCUUCUGAUCAACAAUUAUAAUAAAAAAAUCCUUGAAAACCAGCGGGUACUGAAUUUUGACAAAUGAAAGGCCCUAUCUGUGAGAAUUUGGAACUAAGGGAAGUUACGAUCCAUUUGUUCACCAGAUAUCACAUGAAGUAGGUUUUUUGGCGGGUUCACAAGAUAAACAUUUUCAGUUUCAUAUUAUGAAGAAAUUGAAGUUUUAUUUGUAAUAUACUUAAUGUACUGAUUGAAGUCGAAAUAUUGGAAAACUGAGACAUAAGCGUGUUCCCUAUUCCAUCCAAUAACUUCUUGAGAGUACUUAAGUCCGUUUACUAGCGUAGAAGAAAUGUCGAAAGCAACUUUGACGCGUUUCGAUUUUCUGGAAAGCCUGAUGAUGAAUGUAUUUAUUUUAUCAUUUAUCAGAAUUCCAGUCUUCUACUUGAGAGAUAUGCAACGAGAAAAGUCAAAACAUCCUAAAAUUGUCAAAUAUUAAAGCAAAACUUCAUGACUGCCAGUUCAGGAAUGGAACUGAUUAAAUGUCAAAGAGAGGGAGACCAUCUAAUAUAGAAAUAAAUAUUGAGCACUUUAUAUAUUCUACCAAACGAAAGUUUUGAAAUUUUAGAGUAGUAGCUUUUUGAGCAGUUCAGUAUUUUUGUACGCUAGUACAGAACACUGAAAAUUGUGGGGUUAUAAUUUCUCACAUUACCAACAUUCACAUCCUUCUAGUUCCGUGGUUUUUUGCACAAUGUUCAUGCCCAUUUGAAAGUUCAAUCAAAAGACUGAAUUAGUCGAAUAUUUAUCGCAUCUACUGUUCAUAAAUAGUACACCGUUACCUUCUUGUGUCUAUAAAUACGGAUGUUUCUACGUUUUUGUGUCCGUGAUACGGUUUUCGCACACCUCUUUGAACCCGUCGAGUAUCUAUAAAUAAUCCCGCUGCAAUGCCUAAGAUUCCUUACAUUCCAUUCACAGUGUUCAUCCAUUGAAUUCGAGUUAAUUCAAGAGAAAACUUUCAUUUUUUCUUUCACUAACACAUUCUAACUUUUCCAUCACUUACUAAUAAUAACCCAAGUACGGUUGAGUAUCUAAUUCUAGUCGUUUCCAGUUUUAAGUGUGACCAAAAUGAAGUUCCUACUCAGUCAGCGAAUGGGUCUACCGUACCACUGGUGGAUACCAGGAAACUUGAUCCGGAGAUUCCAGGAUAUGACCCCUUCGAACAUAGAAAAGUGGACCACCCCACUUCGGAUAUGGAUACACUCAUCCAUCUUCUGAAGGGUAGUCUUGGGAGUGGCAUCCUUGCUAUGCCAUUGGCUUUUUCUCAUGCCGGGCUGUUCUUUGGCCUUUUCUGUACUUUUGCUAUAGGUGCAAUCUGCACCUAUUGUGUACAUAUUCUGGUAAAAAGUUCCCACGAGUUAUGUAGAAGAAUGAAAGUACCAUCUUUAGGUUUUGCUGAAAUCGCAGAAGCAGCUUUUCUUGCCGGCCCGAAAGCAUUCCAUCCUUGGGCGAGAUUUGCCAAGGCCAUGAUAAACAUGUUUCUUGUUAUAGAUCUGCUGGGUUGUUGCUGUGUUUAUAUAGUAUUCGUUUCGAAGAAUCUCAAACAAGUAGUUGACAAUUACGCACCUGAAGAUUACCAUUACGACCUGAGGAUAUAUAUGGCUGCAAUGUUACCUCUAUUGAUACUAACUAAUCUGAUCAGGAACUUGAAAUGGCUCUCGCCACUCUCUAUGAUUGCGAAUUUAUUAGUAGCUGUUGGUUUAGGUGUCACAUAUUACUAUAUUUUUACUGAUUUGCCCGCCCUCGAUACCAGAGCUCCCAUAGCUAGUUUCUCAACCUUGCCAGGAUUUUUCGGCACUGCCAUAUUCGCUUUGGAAGGAAUUGGUGUAGUAAUGCCUUUGGAAAAUAAUAUGAAGACUCCCAACCACUUCAUUGGGUGUCCUGGAGUUUUGAACACAGGAAUGACAUUUGUCGUUCUUCUCUAUGCUAUCACUGGAUUCUUCGGAUACCUCAAAUAUGGAGAUGCAACGCACGUUGGUAGCAUCACGCUGAAUCUUCCCGAAGAACCACUUGCCCAAUCAGUUAAACUCAUGAUCGCAGUAGCCAUCUUCUUCACCUACGCCCUGCAGUUCUAUGUGCCUAUGGAAAUCAUCUGGAAGGCGGUAAAAAAUAACUUUGAGAGAAAAACAUUGGCAGAGUACAGCAUCCGAAUUUCUCUAGUAAUUCUCACUGUUGUUUUGGCUAUACUCAUUCCUAAUCUUGGAGGGUUCAUCUCCUUGGUCGGAGCAGUAUGUCUGUCUAUGUUGGGUCUCAUUUUUCCAUCUAUCAUCGAUUUAGUCACAUUUUAUGAAGACCCAGGUUUGGGCAGGUUCCAAUGGCGGCUAUGGAAAAAUAUGUUCCUUAUAUGCUUCGGUCUUUUAGGUUUCGUUACCGGGACAUAUGUCAGUAUACAAGAAAUCCUACAGGGUUGAAUGAAAUAAUAUAGAUAUCUCAGUGUUUCUAUCGUCUGCUUUGCAGGGAGUCUGAGUAGAAACAUUCACUGCCACAGGGUUUUCCACACCGGCUGGAACCCGGUUAUUCUUUAUUCGACUUGUUCAACACUCAGAAAUAAUUGUGGAUCAGCUGAAAGUACGAUUCAAAAUCAUCGAAAAAUCAGCGAAGGAAUAUUUUAAAAUCAUUUCAACCAGUUGUGAUCCUUCCAGAAUAUUCACUCAAUUUUUGUUGAUCAAGAACUCGACAUUCAUUUCAGAAAAUUGGAUGAGUGUCUAAAAUCAGAUUAAAGAAUAACUGACUUGAAUGAAAAACUUGAAUAUUCAAAUUUCGAUAAGCAUAUUUUUAAGAUCAGUGCAGAUAAGCUAUUGAGGAUUUGUGAGUUCCUGGGCUGGAACAAAAAUUCCUGCUUCUUUGAAAAGAAGUAGAAACAACAUUUAAAAAAACUAAAAACUAAAGGGACAAAGUUAUUUAACUGGUAACAUAAAAUCAACUAAUAAUCAGUGAUCCACUGAUUUACAGUCAAUGAUUUUGCCCUCAUCAUAUACAACCUAAAUAAAAAAACAAUAAACUCGUGAGUAAUGUUCAACUGAUCCAUAUUUCAACAAUUAACAGAUGUAUAUUCACAUAAACUUCAUCUGGCGUAUAUUUUAAUAGUGUUUUACACCUUAGCACGACUCCCUGUCAUUAAAAUGUUACAAAUCAACAGAUAUAUAACAGCCACAAAUGUCUUCCUAUAAAAGAGGACAAUUACAGCCAAAUUACAAAAAAUUCUGACGUUCCGAUUUGUGACAUGCUGGAACUAAAAAUAAAACGUUUAUCUAAACGUUGAAUUAUGACGUUAAGAAACGCUGUACUAAGUUAUUAGAGAGUAGACUGCAGUUUCAACUGUGAUUUUCAGACGAUAACAUUGUCUAAAAUUAUUUAUCAUUUACUUCGUAAGUAUAGUGAGAAACUCAUCAACCGUUUAACUAUUUUUAUUUAUAUGAUUGUGAUUUUUUAAGAUUUAUUUAUUUUAAGCUCAAAUUAUAGUGUCUUCAUGUCAGUGUUCAUUUCUUGAUAACACUUUUUUUCAUAGCCACUAUUGCCUACUUGAGUGUCAUACCUGUAAAUGUCAUGUGAAUCACAAAAAUCUUAGAGAAUAUUUUCUCAACCGAAUUUUGAAAAGUAAUUGUAAUAUUUUUGAUGAUUGAACGAAAUUAGUUGAUUUUGUGAUCAUAAUGAUUAAUUUCAGUAGCAGCAAAUUUUUUCUCAAGAGCAUAAACUUAAUAUCUUAUAACUAAAUAAUUUUUCCAACUCUUGAUGACAAGUUUGUCUGCUUUAGUUGAAUUCAGCGAUCUAUUCUGUUUAUCUGUACCUACAUUCAAGAUAAAACAAAAUCUCGAAGUGAAUAAUAAGAUCUAAACAGAAUAGAUUUAUUCAUUGAUUUUGUAGCGAAAGAGUGAACAAUUUUUCCUAUUUUUUUUAUUUCACCUAUUUUACUUACAAAAUAUGCGUUAUGCGCAAGAAUGCUUGAAAAAUUGUUUCACUGCUUUUGCCAUAAUUAUAUUUAUUUUUCUUGAAAAUAUUUAUUCUAUCAAAAUAUUGCCGAAUCCUUAAAUCACAAAUUUUAUCAGGUAUUCAUUCGAUUAUUGAUGCAUCAAAUAUAAUUUUCAAAGUGAAAGAAAUGAAUCGGUAUUAUUUUGACUCUAAAAUGUACCCUUUAUAUUCCAGUAGAAGUUUUGAACGCUAACAAAAGUGAACACAGUAAGAAAAUCAGUAUUUAUAGUUCCAAAGGAACUUGUGUGACUUGGUGCCUUAUUACCCGAAUCUGGAUUUUUUCUUCCAGAUGACGGAAGUUGAAAACAGGGUUUGGUUGUGAAAGGAGAACAUUUCUUUUUGGAUAUAUUCUCAAAACACACAGAACACAAUAUUUCAUUUUGAUAAUUUUCAUUACUUCAUGCAAAAGUUUUGUUCCUGAGAUUUCUUCUGUUUAAUAUUUAUUUUUUCGGUUGAAAUUUUUCAAAUUCUAUGUUUUCCUAUGAUCUGUGUGUUUACUAACAUCGAAUUGUGGGUGAAGUAAAUAAUAUUUCAAGACAAAUGUGCUGUAAAAUCAACGCAACAUGAUUAUGUAAAAAAAUUUAUCUCAGCUCUGAAAAACUGGCUGGCAUCAUUUUUGUCAUGAGAUAUUAAGAAGUUGGAGGGUGAUGUGGAAUUCAUGUGCCAAGCGUUUUUGAUAAGUAGUUACUUUUACAUUUCCUAGUAUUGUUUAGUCUUUGUGCAUGAAUUUGAUACCUAAUUGGAAUUGAGUCAUUAGUUCCCAAAAAUUUUUGUUUUACCGAUAUUGAAUAAAAGAAAAAAUUAAUAAAAAUCGUUGUUUUCCU